Theileria annulata is the source of this 11763-nucleotide messenger RNA. RefSeq lists its product as uncharacterized. Lineage: Eukaryota; Apicomplexa; Aconoidasida; Piroplasmida; Theileriidae. The transcript has a single exon. The coding region runs from base 1 to 11763 and encodes 3920 amino acids. The record is from RefSeq and is a predicted model, not a curated record.
AUGGGCGCAUCAAAGUUAGUAUCGGCCGUCUUGGUCGUUGCAGCCCUUUUAGUCUUCGGGGCUGCAAUGUUCUUCUUUUUUUACAAAACUGAUAACAAAGUAGAGCAAGGAGAAACUCCUAAAUCUGGAGCAGAAUCUCCUGUACCUCCAUCAGCUAAAGUUCUUAACGUAGUGACAUAUUUGUCAAAUGAACAAUUUAACGCGAUGAAGUCAAACCUAGGCGAGUCGUACUUGUUUGAUGCUAGAUCCAAGUCUAAUUCUUAUCAAUUCAAUGGAGUCACAGUUUCAGUUGUUUCAGGCGAAUUGCCUGAAUAUCCCGGAUAUACGAUGUAUACUCACACAUUUCCUACCGCCUUUAAGGGCAUGAAGUUGGUUUUUGACGGCACGAAUUCCAACGAAUUCUUUGAGGACCCCGUCACUAGACUAACGGCCUAUUGGUGGUUUAAUUCACUAUUAUUCUUAACACUUACUACAGAAAAGGCGGGAGAUGCGCCGCUAACAAAAUAUUUUCACUAUACAGCCCAUUUCGGGCAAGAUGCCCUUCGAUGGGAUAGAUUUGAUCGCGAUCCUAACACACUUUUGGAUUACGCGGUGUUAGGCCCAAAAUUGGACGAAUUGAAUACUUCUGCCGGCAAUUUUGUGGCCUUGAGCCUCGAUGAGUAUGUCGAAGCUCAAACAGGAUCUUAUACAACUGAGACUGAUGAAGUAACAGUGAGUUUCACUCUUGCCAGACGCUCAUCUUCUCAAACCGGUUUUGUUAAAAUGACACACAAACUACCAGCCGCUGCCGCUGCCGCUACAGCUGAACAAUCCGGUCCACCAGCAUUCAAACCAUUUAAAUUAAAAAAGCUUUUGGUUUCCGGUACUGAGUUGUCUGACCUGGUAUUGACCAGAAAACCUGUUUUGUCUGCUUCAGUCUUUUGGUGGUAUAAUAUACCCUUGGUAGCCGAUUUUGAACUCCAAGGGGGUGCCCACGAACAUUUAACGUACAGCGUGGACACAAAUAAAUGGGGGGUUGAGGUUGUUGAUAAACUCAGAUCCAAGCUCUUUAUGCUAAAGAACAAGCUGGGUGAUCCUCUCACGCUCGAUUUAUCUAAGACCGCUGAUCGGGACCAAACAUACACAGCAAAUGGAGUAUUGGUCAGAGUAAGUCCAGCGGCUACUUCAGCUACAGGUUAUAGAAAGUUUACCCACCGUUUUUCAACUGGUAGUUCCCACUUAGUUGGUUCCUUUUCCUCCCAUGGAACCCCCCAAUUGGGCCUACCCGUUCUAAGAGUAAACGAGGUUUCAGCCUAUUACCUUUCUGAUGUACCACUUUUGCUUAAAAUGAGCAUGUCUAGUUCUGGAGGAAUGUCAACCUCAUAUCUAUACUUCUCAAACAAUGGUCUUGGAUUAUGGAAGAAGGUUGUUUUGGACGCAGAGCUGUCGACCACAGCCGCAGUCCUAAAAAAGCUUUCUGAAGAUAAUACAGCUCUUGCAAUGACAGACUCUUAUGUAUUCGACGCUAGGAUGAAGUCAAACUACCUUUCUGCUGGAAAGCUCGUUUCUGUAACGAAGGGUUCAGUUGAGAACUUACAAGGCUUUACCACCUAUACUCAUUCCCCAUCAGUCAGAGGACCUUUCAAAUUCGAGAAGUUUACGGUAGCUGGUAAGGAUGUACUACCAGAGAGAGAUCCACUACCCGGAACUACUGAUGCCACUGUGUAUUGGUAUCUUGAUGUACCAAUGUUGUUGAAGGUGGCAGGCACUUCUCAACCAGCUGCGCCAGCUGGUCCUCCACCAGAAACACCACCAUCACGUUCUGGCGAUGAAGAAUCUUCAUCAGCACCAGCUACAGAUCAAUCAUCAGGAACUCCUGAAAAACAAUCUACACCUCCACCAGCCCCCCGAGCUGCACCCGAGUCUGCACGGGGAGAACCCUUUAGUUUUUUCUACUGGUACAAUGCUGACACUAAGGUUUGGUCUGCCUUGGAAGAACCUCCAACCACGUCAGAGAAACUAAAGGCCGCUUUGGAUAAGGCUCGAGCAACUCUGGGAAAGGUCACCUUAAACCUUGGCCACUCAUCAGGAACAUUCACAUCUGGACCAGUAACUGUUACAGUUUCUGACUCAGCCUCAUAUGAUAACGACCCGCCCACAUCUUUCACAAAGCGCGUCCACACACUCUCAGUUCCUUUCCCAGUAAGCUUGGUAAAGCACUACGACUUUGUUCUUGAACUCGGAAACGUAACUGAAGAGAGAUACGAGUCAAUACAAGCGACCAGAGACCCGGUCGUGCCCGCAAAUGUGGUGGUCCAACGCAUGGAAGUAUAUUUCUACGGAGAAGUGCCAUUACAUUUCUUCGUCUAUGGUGUAGAGGGAGCACCUCUGCGUUUUUCAAACUCAUUUAAAGGUACUCUCUGGUUUAAAUAUCUUAAGACUAAUGUAUCUCUUAAGGACUGUCUGUUGUUGCAAAAGGUGCGCCUGGGUCACACCGCUAAGAUGGACGUUUGCAAGGGAUCCGGGAAGAAUGAUCAACUUGUGACAUAUGACUUGAAGUAUUUGGCUACCCCAGGUAGUACUCCAGUCUCUGUUUCUAGGUCAGAGGUCCCAAACUCUGACGGCGUAAUGUUGGUUCAACACAAAUUGCCCGAUAACGUAUCACUUAAGUUCUCUGCACUUACUUGUGGCCAGAGAGUACUUACAGGUCUCAACUCAGACGAAUUCCACACCGUUAUGGUCUACUACAAGGAUCAAGUGCCAAUGUACGUCAAGGCUAACUCUGACCCCAAGUACUUUGCAAUGAGCGGUGACGGUGGUCUGACCAGGCUUUUGCCCCCAGAAGGUGCAACCUCAUUCACCGAUGAACAAGUUAAUACUGCCGUUUCUACUUUGUCUGCCAAAGUCGGCAAAGUGUUUGAUGUAGAUGUUUCAAAGAAAGAGGGCUACACCUUAGAUGCGACUGAGUUUUUAGUUACAAAGAGUGAAGAAGCAGGGUUCGAGAAAUAUUUACACAAACUUAAAUCUUCUGGUGAAGAACAAUUAUCCUUUACUGUACGAACAUUCAUGUACCUCGAACGAGAUGCAGUGGUAUUCUCGACAAGUUUAAAGGUAUCUGAAUUCGCUGUAUUUUACAAAGGAGAUUCACCAUUAUUCCUUCACUUGAAGGUUGAUGAAACUAAACCCAGGUUCUAUAACUACGUUUAUGACAGUGGUCUAUGGUUAGAUGACGGAGUCCAUGAAGUAUUUCAAGAAGAAGACCUUUGGGAUAGACUUGAAUACCUUCAAGAAGGUCUAGGUAAUGAGUUUUCACUUGACCUUGCGGAAGACCUUGGUAAUAAACUGUUCAACGUCGACGUUGCUGAAUUUGACCUGGUUCCAGGGUAUAAGAAGUACACUUACAAGCCAGAAGUAAUGGAUUUUCCCUUCUUGCUAAAGGAUUUGUUGCUUUCUGGCUCUCCAGUGAAUCUUCCACUCGAAGAAAACCACCUGUUUUCCCUCACUGCAUACACAUUCAGGAAAAAUUAUUUGUUCUUCCACGUAGUGUCGCACGACAAGAAGGAUUUCUUUUACAAAUCAGAUUUUGCAGGUGGCUACACCCCCGUGACGUUUGAACGCUACGACGAGGACUCACUAGAACGUGUUUUGUGGGAUCUGAAAGCAAAGGUUGCUGACCAGUUAUCUCUGGAACUUACCAAAGAAGCUUCAUACCCAUACCACGAGUUUACUGUAAAUGUGGUUUUACAAAACCAGACCAGCUUUGAAGGAUAUAAGAAGUAUUUGCACGAUCUGGUUGAAGGGGAAACAUCAGUUCCCUUCAAACUAUACAGUGUCAAGAAUGAUGGAUAUGUUACAAACGUCCCCCUUUUCAAUGAAUUGGUAUACUUUGCAUACGUAUACAUGUAUGAAACCACACCAUUACUUUUGGAACUACACUCAUCGAAUAAAGACAUGAGUUCCUACCAUUACUAUUAUUUCUCUAACAACCUGGGGAACUGGGAACUCUUGGAGAACCCUUCACUUGGUCAACUUCCCUCCAGUAAUUUGAAGGAAGUCUUGAAUAGUGCAAGGGAUAAGAUGUCCAAGACCUUCAAGGUUGACCUGGCGAGGAAGUUCAGCGCCAAACUUCUCACAUCACCAACAGAACACUUCCACCUCAACGUCUCAGUUAUGGAAGAUGUACGCGAGGCCUGGGGUUUCUCCGUCUAUAGUCAUGUUUACUCUCUUGAGAAAACAGGCAAUGUCGAGGAUAGGUUGGCUCCAACCGCUGCAAAUUUGGGUGCUACAACACUAUUAGAGCCAUCAUCUGAUGCUACUUCUCGUUCAGCUGAACAGGAGACUCGGGUGUCAACUCCAGGAAGCCUGGGUCGUGGAGCUGUACCAUCAACACUCCCGGAAUCUCUUGUUCAGACACUAGAAGGUGCUCCAGCCGCAACAGUGUUGCCAGAUCAAUCACCUUCACAAUCUCAAUCAGCUCUACAACCUGAAAGUACCAGGUCCGUCAAUGUGGCCGAGCGUGUGUUGAACACGUACCAAACCUUGAAGGCUAAUGCUCUUAGAGGAGUUAAUGUUAUGAGUGCAGCAUUGCCAGUUGUUGGAAAGUUCACUUUAGGAGACACACCACUGAGUGGAUUCGGCGUAGAUACAGUUUUCAAGGCUAAUGUAUAUUGGUGGCUUGACCAAAGCCCCGCCUUUGUCCACCUGUGCAAUGGUGUAAAUAACAAGUAUUACAUGAAGAAGGGAGAUAAGUGGGCUUUGGCCAAGAAGUCCGAUGUUCCUUUGUCAAGAGCAACCGUAGCAUCAAUGCUCGAUGAACUUAAGGAUACUUUCGUUAAGCCAGUUGAACUUGACCUUGACAAGAGCAGUUCAUAUGACUCAUAUGUGAAAUACGUGUCAGAAGGAUUUACUCUUCGUGUUGUUCCAUCAUUCACACUCGAAGGAGGUUUCAGGGGCUUUACUCACUUCUCAGCCACCAACCAUGAGAACGUGUUUAAAGUCAACAGGUUAGAGGUCUGGGGUGACGUCGUACUAACGGAACUUCAGGACGGGUUUGUAAGGAGUGCAACAGUUUUCACAGAUUCUGAUUUACUUCCACUUGUUUUGGAGCUUGAAUGGACUAAGUUGAACAAUUCCAGUUUUAAAAGCAGGUUUAAGUACUUUAAGUACUCUCAAUCAGGAUCUUGGGUUGUUCAUCAAACCGACAAUAACCAUUCAAGAUUAGUAGAAGCGGUACUUCUAGCCCUACUCAAAGAGGUUAGAGCGCCUUUUUCCAACAGAGUUACUGUGUCAUUAGAAAGAAGAGAAAAUUACGGUCAGGAUGCAUCUGCAGUGGUUGUUUCAAAGGAUCCUACUACUACUCCUGGUAAGUGGAACGGGUUCCACAAAUUAAGUCACGCACUCAAUAAUCCUGCCGCGAAGAUGCUUUUGUUGAAGAUGUCAGAUAGGCUUGUGAGGGCAUAUCCCACAGCUACACAUGUCAAGAGGGUAGAUUCAUACUGGUACAAGAAUUCCUUGUUAUUGGUUAAGGUGACAGAGGCUGCUUCAGCAGAAUCUGCUCAAGAUACCGUAAAGUACUUUAAGAAUGACCAUAAAGAUGAUUUACUUUUACUUGAAGGUGUAGCAGCUGGAGAAUUGACUGUUGGAACAUACAGCGGUGAUAAUGUAGCCACACAACCCUCAGCAUUACUCACUCAACUCGCUGCCCACUUUAAGGACGAAUACUACUUGGAUGUUGCAGAGAGAACCUUGGGCAAUAAGUCUGACUUCCUCAAGUUGUUACCAGCUUUGUACGUGGUUGACACAUCUGUUCCUGCUGGCUACGCGAGGUAUAAUUUGUACCUUUUGGACCACGUAAAAGGUGUAAAACUAAACAAAUUAUUGUACCACGGAACUGAUUUUAGCACCGGUAACUUUGCACUUCCAGAGGACAAUGUAUACAGUGUAUAUGCAUUUACACCCGUGGGACACUUUUCACCGUUUUUACUGGAACUCCACGUGCGCACUUCAACCAAACUCGUUUUGUACUAUUACCAUCUGAACCAGUAUGGAAAAUGGGUAAAACUUGAAACUGGUGGAAGAAGAUUAACACACGAAGAAUUUUAUAAUAAAUUGAAUGUACUAUUUGCGAAGUUGGGUAACGUGACGGUGGUCGAUGUGUCGAAGAAUGAGGGAACCUAUUACGGUUUAACUCGAAUGAAUGUUACAAAGUUCUCAUUCCCCGGAGUCCGUGGAUACACAAAAUACCUCCAUAAGGCGCAUGAUAACUCAAAUUUCACAGUGUCGAAGUUUGUAAACAAAGGUGUGGUAUUGCAGAACUUACCAGUCAUGAAGGCUAGUCAAGUAGCAGUUUAUUUCUCACUCAACAAACCCCUGAUGUUGGAGCUUAAGGUUGGGAGAAGGUACAAGUUCUUUUCAUCCAAUGCCAACGGACAAUGGUUUGAAGCAAGACUACCUUCAGGAGACCUGAAGAGCGCACUCGAUAGUGUUUAUGAUGAGCAUGCAGAUGUGGCAAGGAACACUGCCGACAAGGUAUCGUUGCAUUUGAACGCUAAUUUCACCCGUGAUUAUGUCCUUUCCGAGGGAAAAGUUGAGGAUUUUGAAGGCGCAGUGGCUGUUUUAGAAGAGGAACCCGAGGAACCUGCUGCCCCCAGGGCCCCAUCUCGUGUGGAUACUGCCGAUGCUGACGGUGAUGCAAAUCUCUCCACUGCAUUGUCUUCCGCUGAUACAGCUGAAGCUUCACCUUCAGUCGCAAGAGCUUCGGUACCUCCUGCAGAUCAAAUGGUUAAAACCCAUGUUCUUAACCCACUUUUGUAUUUGGACAACGACAAACUCGCCUACAGCUACUCUUCAUACGGUAAAACAGUGUUUGUGAACAGACGUGACGAUUUGUUCCAUGGCUAUAACGUAACAACCCAUAAAUUCUCCGAGAACGCACCCUUUUCACUGAGGAAGCUUGUGUUUUUGGGAAGAGAGUUUGACUUGGGCUUGGAUAAUCUAAAGUUCCUCUCAGCAACACUAUUUUCAUUCUCCUUCAAGCCGUUGGUUCUCAAAUUAGUUCAGCUCGAUGGUACUGAAAGGUUCUUUUCAUUUACAUUCCUAACUCAGACUUGGACAGCCCUCCAGGUUUCCGAUCUAGAAAAAGACCUCGAUGAUCUAAAUUAUAAGGAGAAUAAACUGCUGAUGCUUGAUUUGGCCAAAGAUUCAAAUUAUGAAGCUGGUGGUCAGGAAUUAAAUGCCUCUAAAACUGCUUUCACUGACGGGUUUUCGAAGCAUACCACCCAGUCUAAGAGAUCAUUUGAUGCAAGGAAAAGAUUGAAGGCCAAACGUGAUGCCAAGCUUCAAGAAAAAUUAAAAACCAAAGAGAAGUAUCGCCUUGAUUCAGAACAGAAGAAGAGAAGGCUAGAUUCUUUGAAGGUGAAAUUAGCUGAUUCCAAGGCUAGACUGGAUUCACUAUUAUCUUUAUGGGUCAAGUCUGAUGAGCCUAAAGCCAAGCUCUUUAAAGCCUUUUAUGAAAAAGAAGUUGCUGUUGCUGCUCUUGAGAAAGAAGUGAAACUAGCAGAGGCUGAAUAUGAAGAAGCUCUUUCAACUGACUCCAGAGAAACGGGUGAUAAGAAUAGAGUUUUGGCUGCUAAGAAACAACAGUUAGAUGCUAAGAAAGGUGAACUGGAAAAGGCUAAAGUAGCAGCCGCCGACUCACUCCAUACAUUUCCCGAACCAACUUCUGCUGAUAAGGAAGUGAAAACUAAACUCUCAGAGGCAGUUACUGCUGCAAAGGCUCUACAGGAACAUGUAAAACCAUCAACAUUAGUUGACGCCGCCGUCUCAGCAGCCAAAGCUUUAAAAAGAGAAGAACAAGCAACCAAAUUGGCAGAUUUAGUUUUGGCAGCAAAUAAACUAACUUCUCUAAAGUCAGAUGAUAAAGUGGCCGAAUUGGCAUCUGCUCUGACUACACUCAAAGAUUUAGUACUCGCUCUUAAAGAAAAGUCUGAAUCCGGCCCGAAAUUUGAUGCAGUUAAUACUUAUGCGGCAGAGUUAAAGCAAGCAGUUUCAUCUGUUACUUCACUUGCUGACAAAGUAGAUGGCAGCAAUUUCGGUGGUUUAAUGACAGCCGUAAAAAAAUUGAAAACUUCUGUUUUAGAGAGUUCCAAGUUAACUGAGGCAUAUGACGCCGCUGUUAAAUUUAAGUUUUUAUGUGAGGGUUCGGAAAAACUCAAAGAGGCUAACGCUGUUCUAACCAAGUUACCACCAACUGUUGACUCUCUAUUAGCUUUGGAAUCCUCCGGAAGCCUUUCAUCCAGUUCUCCAGACGAAGCCAAACUCGCCAAAGCAACUACCCUUCUUUCUAAUCUAAAAGAAGCAGUUAAGGAUAAGCUUGAUGUAGUUGAUUCUGUUUCUCUUGUUAAGGGCGAAUUUGAUAAAUUCAAAUCUGAUUUUGCUUACGACACCAGUGACAAGUUCACCGCUGCUUUGGCUGCAUUUGAUAAGCUUCAACUAUAUCUUUCUCUUGCACUUAAGUUGAAAGAGUUUGUGAAUGAGGGGGGUGAUUCUGAGUUAGAGAAAUUGUUAAAUGAAUGUAACAACGCAACUGCAAUGGAUCUAAAGGUUACAAACGACCUUUCAGCCAAACUUAAGGAAGCUUUGUCUCUUGCAGCAAAACUUAAGACUUUAGAUGAAGCGUUUAAAACAGCUGUUGAUCCCGAAUCGUCUGCCGAUCAGUCGACUUCAACCAAAUUGAAGAAAUUAUCUGAUACAUCUAACGCCUUUUCUGAAUCUCUAAAGACAGAGGCCUUGAAAAAGGUGGAAUCUGCUCUUGGAGAGGUUGAAAAAUCAAAGGAAGUAGAGUCUGCUCUCCUAUUACUUGAAGAGGCUGCAAAAGUUGCUUCCUCUGUCAAGGAAAUGGUAGACGCCCUUGAACAAGAUGAAAGUAAAACGUCGUUAGAAGACAAACAAGCCUUUGUUUUAAAACUCAAACAAGGUUUAAAUGGCUUUGAAAAGCUCUGGAAAGCGUAUGAAGCAGCUAAGAAAAACGCAAAAGAGAGUCUUGAUGAUAAUACCGACAAGCUGAAAAAAGCUUAUGAUGCAUCCAAAGCACUCUAUGAUAAAAUAGUUGAAGCUCUUAAAUCAGCAGAGGGUUCCGAUAAAGAAAACAAACUGAAUGAAGUUCUAGAUACUUUCAAACAGAAGAAAGCUGAUCUUAAGGCCGAUGAUGUUAGUGCUGGAGCUAAGAAACAAGUUACUGAUAAGAAAACUGAACUAACCGAUACACUCAAGACUUCCUUGAAAGAAGGUUGUAACGGCGCCAAAAAGCUAUAUGAAAAACAUUUAGUGUUACUAGCAGAAGCACAGAAAUCGUACGACACUGCAUUCAAACGUUAUGACCUGUACGACAUGACAGUUCAUGUUUCUGACGACGAGGACGAUGGCACCCCAGAAUCAUCAGUUUUGUUCGGUUUUGGAGGCCUGAGACUUGGCGGAAAAAAUCUGAGCUCAGCCGGUUUACCCGUGGGAAAUUUCUUGCACACAUUUAAUGCCUACUUUGCUAAUUGUUCAGAACUACCUCUUAUGGUACAGCUAAAGUAUUCUGAUUCUGAAGAUGCCGAUGAACCUGUAGUUGAUAAAAUGAAAAGGCCACCACCAGCUAGUCUAUUACUCAACGCCGAGUUACCUUCAACUGCCACAGUACCAGCUUCUCAACGACAAGCACAAGCUGACACUGGGGCCGCUGGUACUGGAGCUCCCACCUUCACAAACGCAGUUGAACGAGUUUCUUCUCUGUUGAGAACCGGAUUGGUGGAAGUUACCCCUAAGGUAUCGAUGGAGAGUGCACAGGUUGUUCCCCCAGCAACACCCGCUUCGGGUUCUGACUCAAGAUCUGGUUCUGACGCUGAACAGCUACCCCCUCCUCCCCGUCAACCUGAACCUUUUUCAUACCCAGGACACUUUUUUGUUCUCGAUUUAGAUCUCACCUGGAAACCAUUUGUACCAGAGGCAAAAGGUUCUCUAAGACAUAAACUGUUGGAGCUUAAAGAGUUACACGCUUUGGAUGUUAACCUGGAUCUUGCUAAUGUUUCAGCUAGAAGAAUGACCACUUACGCCCUAAAGACCCUCAACUUUAGUGUCAGGAGAGUUUUAUACUCUUCAGGCUAUAAGUUAACAAGAGAUUCAUCUAAGCUACAGGGGUCUGAGGCUCCAACACAACCACACUUGGUUGACUUAUCGGACUAUGACCAGAGUGUCAAAUUCUUCCCACCCCUAGACUUCAAAUGGUUUGUACAUCAAAUGGUUCCAAGUGUGCCAGCUGAUUCCACUAAAACAUCUGAUCCACUACCCCAGUUCAACCUACAGGCAUUAUCGCUUAACGGCUCCAGACUAUCCCUGGGAGAAGAUGCAUCUGAAGCCCUUCUUGGUUCAGUGAACUCAGUUUCAGCACUCGUAAACGGCAAUGGAACUCCUCUGAUGUUGCUGGCCUAUAAGCCUGUUUCAAAUGGUAACUUAGUACAGCACAAGUACGUUUCUUUGUCACUCAAAGGAGAUAAAUAUGUCGUCGACGAUUCUAUGGCCAAUUUUUCCAAUUUGUUGUAUAAUUUGGAGCACUCUGACUUCGCUUGGACCACCGAUGCUACCUUUAUGAUGUUUACGGAUGCAAUGCAACAACGGUUGAAUCUGCUCAACGCACAAUUAGAGCCGUCUUACGUUGUCAACUUAAAUGCCACAAAGAAUUACAAGAGAGGUAACGUAGUGGUCAGUGUUGAGUCUUCAGAGGCCUUUGACGUGAAAUACCUCUCAUUCACUCCAGGGCUUUUAGUUGAAGCGGCAGCUGAAGGUGGAGAGUCAUCUGCAAUGCCUUCCACUGUCCCCGCAUUCACCCUCGAAAAGGUGUUUUCCGGAGAUACAAAAUUCAAAGGGCUCACGUUGCCCUUUAGGAACGUAUUACAUGUAUCAGUUUUUGAAUACAAAUUUUUGCGCCCUUUGAAGGAAAGCUCACCCAAAGAAUAUAGUUUUUUCCCUCUACUCCUAGAGUUAUCCCACCGUAACGAAGCCAACAGGUUGGAAAAUUUCUACUUCAGAUACUUGUCGGGAGACAAAUUUGAGCUUUGUUUCAAGACGAAGCUGAGACUUACUGCCGCAGAGGUGGCCGACGUCGUUAAAUUUGUCGCCCACGAAAACUUGAGGCGUGGAAACUUCACACUCUCUACCCUCAGUUUGGACUUCUGGGUCAAGAGCACAUUCUACACCCCGAGACACUUCGUCACAGUGGAAAAGUUGGAGAAAGUGCAGGCAGCCCUUGCUCCCGGCGCACCCGAGGGCACCCUGCCAUCCCUUACAAACGCUCAUCUACCAGAUGGGUACAAUGUUUACAAAUACACAUUACAUCAAAAUGACACCCCCUAUACUGUUGUAUCAUUAUUCUUCUGGAACCACUGGAAGUUUUCACCAAACAAGCAUACAUUUAAAGAAUUUUAUCUAUACGUAAGAGCCAGAGAUAAUUUGGCCGAUCUAUUGGCCCUGGUUACACCAGGUGCCUCGGGCGCUGCUGCCACCUAUGAAUGGUACAGUCUAGCUACCCCAACUCCUGUUGCCGUGCUUACCGGCGAGGUUGUAAGUCCAACUUCUUCCGAACAUAAGAAUAAGUUGGACCAACUUCUAGCAACUGUCACUGCUAAUGUUGAUUUCUGGCUUCAACCUGAACAAUUACUUUGGGCAUUCUUCACAACUCAACUCACAGCUAAGUUGUCACCCGUCGGUAAUGUUCAGGGAUUCCCAGUGACUGCAACUCCUAAUUGA